This is a messenger RNA of Bursaphelenchus okinawaensis, 734 nucleotides long. Lineage: Eukaryota; Metazoa; Nematoda; Chromadorea; Rhabditida; Aphelenchoididae. The record is from the annotation of a GenBank genome assembly.
AUGGUCAGAGCUGAAGCUAAGGCUAAAGCGAGAGCUAAAGCUAGGGGUAAAGUUAGGAUUUACUAGACUAAGGCUAAGGCUAGGGCUGGAACUAGAGCUAGAGCUAGAGCCAGAACCAGAGCCAGAGCCAAAGCCAGAGCCAGAGCCAGAGCCAGAGCCAGAGCCAGAGCCAGAGUUAGAGUUCGAGCUAGAGCUAUAACUAAGACAGGAGUUAAGAUUAGGGUAAGUUUACAAUUAAAACUAAGACUACAGCUAGGCUUAAAUCUAUAAAAUUAAAGCAACAUAAAUUCAAAAAAAAGCUUUUUAGAUGGGCAGUGCAAUACGGAGUAGAACCCACCGUUUUCGAUGCCCAAAGCCAGUUGGGUGGGUUAUGGAAAUACAAAGAAGCAGAAACCGAAUUCAGUACUGUAUCAAAACAUUGUGUCAUCAAUACAUCAAAAGAGCUAACGUGUUAUUCGGAUUUCGUGCCUCAGGCUGAGGAUGCCAACUACAUGCAUAAUACUAGUAAGUUACGUAAUAAAGUGUCAUACCCGCCUUCUAAUAAAAGUUUUGAAAAUAUUUGAAUAUAGCUGCUAUUAAAUUUCAAAAAAAAAUUUUUAAUUAUAAUUACUUGUAAAACAAUCUUAAGGUAAAGCUUUCGUGGUAGGACUCACUGACACCCCUCGACUAAACCAAAAAAAAAUAACUAUUCUUCCCCCUCCCCUUCAAGACACAAUUUACUUUCAGAAGUUUAG